AUGUACAAGCACGCGCUGACACUGUUCUCCCCAGGACUCUUGAUACUCACUCUCAUACGCGCCAUACAGGACUGGCGGACAAACACGAGCCGCAUGCACGUUGUCCUGGUGAACCACAACAUAUCCUAUUAUGCAUGUGAUUUUUUAAAUAUCUUCACAGCGAUCUUCCAGUUUUCAGGUCUUGAUUCUUGCAAUCCUCGCCACGCGCAUGCACCACCAUCUCUGGCGGGUGAAUCAACAUCCACAGGACACCAGUGGCGCCGUCGUUUCGAUGUCCAACAUCUCAUUUGCAAAUCCCACGGCGUGAUGUCGUAUCCUGUGUCUUAUUCGGUGCCGUUCAUGGAGCAGAUAUGGUGGUGGAGGGACUCAACAGGGAGUCAGGGCAUCCGACCCGCCCUACCGCUCAUGACAAUAUUCUACAACUGCAAGCAUCCCUAA
Messenger RNA from Suillus discolor, 438 nucleotides. RefSeq lists its product as uncharacterized. Lineage: Eukaryota; Fungi; Basidiomycota; Agaricomycetes; Boletales; Suillaceae. The record is from RefSeq and is a predicted model, not a curated record. The transcript is spliced from 4 exons. The coding region runs from base 1 to 438 and encodes 145 amino acids.